CGCCGGCUCUCCCAGCCCCGGUCCCCCUUUCUAUCGGCCUUCCAGAAAUGCAAGGGACAUUGACCGACAAAAAUCGCUCACAGGUUGGAAAAGCCAAAUGAUGGAGGAUGAUUUGCUAAUCCUGACGCCCCUCUUACUCAGGUCAGGGUCGCCUAAGGAGGACAGGGAGGACCUGAGUGCAACCCUCGGCGCCCUUGGAAUGGUUCAGGAGUCAUGCGACCUAGGGUAGGACGUCUUUUGUAUAUGGCUCCCCGGUGCCGCGGUCCUGAUCUGGCUUGAGAACUUCUGACUUUCCUCCCUUGGGUAGGGAGCGGAAAGCUAUCGUGCUGCACUAUAUCUCCCUCGCGCCCCGCAUCCGCAUAGCCAUGAAGUGCACCAUAUCUUCCUUCCAUGUCUGAAAGGAUUUGAGGACCGAUUUGACCCUCUCGAAUAUACGCUCACUAUCAGAAUUAGUUAUCACCCACGCCUUCCCUCCCUUGAUCACCUGCCAGUGAGGCGUGAGCGACAAGCAGACUUGCCUGUUCAGUAAGACGAGGCUGUUCGGUCAGGAGGUCUUAUAUCUUUGAUUUGUAGGCAGAGUCCAGUGCCACCACGCCUACCAAGCCAUCACGCGACGCAGCGGCCCCCUUCGCGCCUUUAUACGAGCAUAACCUGAGCGGGAGCACCGUUCCUCCGUCGGAAUUUGUUCUAGAUGCAUUUCAGCACACAAGUCUUCAGACAAUCCAGCUUGAGCAUAGGGAAAGCCUCGUCGACGAAUGAGCAAACCGAGAUGGUGUCGAAACAGACCUCAUCGGUGACGACACUGACCGUCUCCGAUUUGGAGUCGCAGAUGGAAGCACUAGGCGUUUCGUGCUGGGACUUUGCCUACCCGACGGGGAAAUGCUCCCUGCCACCGGUCAAGAACUGCUGCUUCACCGCGGAAUCGAAGUCGACCUCGCGCAAAGCACGCGGCGAGCACAAAUCAAAACACCAAGAGCGCCAGGUCACCAGCGGUGCCACUGCAGAGACUGCCGUGUGUGGACUGCAAGCAGACCCAUCAGACGAUCGCCAAUACUCGACGACCAGCAUCACGAAGUCACGAUCGCAGCAGCAUCAUCACCACCACCACCACCACAGCAGCAAAAGCCACAAAAGCGCCAGCAAGCAUCAAACACGCAGUAGCACCAGCAAUCCAGAACUGCGAACCUACCUCCUCUCCUGCCCGACGGUGGCCUCGAUCAUCUACCCGCAGACCUACACGACUAUCUCGUCGCUGCUGCUGACGCCGCAAACGAUGCUCGUCUUCCUGGUCCCGCAGUCCAACAUCCUGUGCCCCAAGGUGUGCGAGCUGAUGCGCCUGCCGCGCGCCGCCGGCAGCGGGAUCCGCAUCCUUCCCGUGCCGCCGGAGAUUGAGAUGCGCGUGGUCUGCGACGACUACGAUGGCGACGGCGACUGCGACAGGGACAGGGAUGCAGACGGUGCUGAGGGGUGCAUGCUCCCCGCCGUCUCCAUCGCCGACGUGCUGGCCGUCGAGGAGGUCGUCACCAAGAUCCUCAAGAAUACCCCCGCCAAGGCGUUUGACGGCUACAUCGCGUUCGAGGACGACCGGGCUGCGUGGACGUUUUUGCACCGCGUCGGGAAGGGCGUCAAGGGCGCGUCGAGGAAGGGUUGCUAGAGUGUGCAAUGCAAGGAAGGGAACGCGAGGCGUUUGAGGUGCUUGGGAGCGUUGAAGGGUCUUGAUAUCGCACACGACAACAAGUAGGGCUCGGGUCUUGAGCAAGUGGGAAUAUGUUUGGUCUUGACUUGGUCGUUGUCAACUUUCUAUAUUAUUCCUUUUUUUUUUUGGUUUAGUAUAUCUCGAUGGUGCCCUGCCGGGUACCGCUGGCCAGUCUGGGACGAGACAUGGCCGGAAUGAAAAUGCAAUGAGACGAAA
Messenger RNA from Cladophialophora immunda, 1912 nucleotides. RefSeq lists its product as uncharacterized. The record is from RefSeq and is a predicted model, not a curated record. The transcript has a single exon. The coding region runs from base 692 to 1654 and encodes 320 amino acids. Lineage: Eukaryota; Fungi; Ascomycota; Eurotiomycetes; Chaetothyriales; Herpotrichiellaceae.